Messenger RNA from Carassius auratus (goldfish), 1775 nucleotides. RefSeq lists its product as uncharacterized. The record is from RefSeq and is a predicted model, not a curated record. NCBI's taxonomy places the organism in Eukaryota, Metazoa, Chordata, Actinopteri, Cypriniformes, Cyprinidae. Bases 522 to 1775 code for a protein of 417 amino acids. The transcript is spliced from 3 exons.
GCAAUUGAGAGAAGGUAUCCAAAUACAAGCCAAGUGUCUCUCUCCUGCACUAUUCAUUUGCAUGGAGUUCGAUAUUCAGCUGGCAUGAUUAUCUCUGCAGGACAAUGUAGUGGCUUGCCAGAAUUUUUCAAAAUACUGAACUGUGUAGUGACCCCCAAAGAUGUGUCAUUCCUUUGUAAAAAACUGUCAGCCUGGUAUCUUGAACAUUUCAGGUCUUUUGAGAUAAAGGAAAGCAGUUUUAGUGACAUUCAUGUUCUUGAUCCAGACAUGCUGAAUGACUUCCAUCCAUUGACAGCAUACAAAGUUGGUAUGAAAGUGCUUGUGACUCCAAAAGUGUUUUUAACUCAUUAGGAGAUAAGAGAUGACAGUUGUGUCUCUAUUCUUGAUCAGACACUACAUUCCACACACUAGAAUAUAUUCACUUAUGUUCCUAUUAUUGCUGUUAAGAAUGGAAAAUAAAUGUGUCCCAGUGAAUUAAUGAUGACUGCUUUUGACUCUACGUUCUGCUUUCUAUAGUGAGCAUGUUGCUGCGGGUUCACAUUUCCCCUACCAACAUCCGGAGGGUAGAGCUGCCUGAAAGGCCUGCAUCUGUGGGCCAUUUGAAGUCUUUCCUUAGUGAGACAUUACAGCUCAAAUCUGGAUUCUCACUACAAUUUGAAGACCCGGACUUUAACAAUGAACUUUGUAACUUGAAUGACAUCAAAGAAUUGCCAGCAGCAAAGGCAACCUUAAAGGUUCUGUGGGAAGCAUCUCCUCCAUUGGACUCAACAGAUACAAGUUCAGUGUCCUCACUUGAUACAGCAAGCAUGACAAGUUGUCAAAAUGAUGUCCAAAGCCCUGAAUCAUCUGUGUCAAGAAAUCUUAGAAGUGUUGAACAGUGGCCCUCUACUUUUAACAUACCUGCCUUUUCUUUGGAUGUGGAGCUCAGGCUGCGUAAAGCCAAUGAGAUAUACCAGCAGACAAAGAAGCCUCUGAAUGUCCCAAGGGACAUGAAGUGUGAGAUUCUGGACAAGAUUGUGCAAGCAAUUUUUGAAAUUAAAGCCUACCCCGAUGCCUAUGAGGUCCAGUCAGUUGCCUCUGCUCUAGUACAAAAACAUCCUUGCCUUGCAGAACCUGGCAAACGCACAGGUUGGGAUGGAUGGGUUAUGAGUAUCAAGUUUAAGCUUGGCAAUUAUCGAGCUAAAUUGAGAGAGGCUGGUUGUUCAGAAGUUAGUGUUAACACUAAAAGAAAAUCACAUGAGGGAGUGACGGCCACCAUAAAAAAGCCUAAAAGAGCAGAGGUCAACUUUUUACCGGACCAUCCUGAGGGCCAGACAGAUGAUUCGCUUGAGGAGGUGAGACUUAUCAUGAUCGAUGAAAUGAAAAAAAAAAGGAUUGAUUCAACACUCAUUCAACAGAAGAUGCAAGAAACAUUUUCUCUUCGCCGCAAAGAAGUUGUAGAGAUUCAGCCACUAGUUGAGGAAAUCAGAGAGAGAUGGCCUGCUCUUUUUCUAAAGGAUGAGAUCUGCAUGGAGUUUUUUCGUAUCAGUAACGUUGACCUCCUGGAGAAGUUCAACAUGUCCCUUGAAAAAUACACAACACCUCUCCUGAAACUGUACAGAAAGAGAACAGAUGCAUUUGGAGAAGAAAUUAAGACUCUUUUGGACAAGCUGGAUGAACAGUCUCCUACGCAGUUGACACAGUGCAGCAUUUCCGUGUAUACGACAGAACGCCGGCUCCUGCGUCAGCAUCACAUGUAUGCAUCACGUCACGUGAACAGAGCCGGCCAAUACUGA